Messenger RNA from Hipposideros armiger (great roundleaf bat), 1028 nucleotides. RefSeq names its product 40S ribosomal protein S26-like. Gene Ontology annotation, cellular component: ribosome; cytosolic small ribosomal subunit. Bases 616 to 963 code for a protein of 115 amino acids. The transcript has a single exon. Gene Ontology annotation, biological process: translation. NCBI's taxonomy places the organism in Eukaryota, Metazoa, Chordata, Mammalia, Chiroptera, Hipposideridae. Gene Ontology annotation, molecular function: structural constituent of ribosome; mRNA binding. The record is from RefSeq and is a predicted model, not a curated record.
UCUGAUAUUCAUUCCCUCUUGUCUUAGUCUGUUUGGACUGCUAUAACAAAAUACAAUAGACUGGGUGACUUCUAAACAACAGAAAUUUAUUUCUCAUGGCUCUGGAGGCUGGGAAGCCCAAGAUCAAGGUGCUGGCAGAUUCAGUGUCUGAUGAGACCCUGCUUCCUAGUUCAUAGGCAACCACCUUCUUGCUGUGCCCUCACAUGGUGGAAGGGAUGAGGGAGCUCCCUGGGCCUCUUUUAUAUGGGUGCUACUCCCAUUCCUGAGGGCUCCACCUUCAUGACUUAAUCACCUUCCAAAGGCCCCAUCUUCAAAUACCAUCACACUGGGUAUUAGGUUUCAACAUAUGGAUACUGAGGGAACACAAACAUUGUCUAUAGCACCUGUACAAUCACUUUCUGGAACUGUUAUAAUUAUAACCAUUGCAUUAUAAUUGACCAGGGUGCCAAGUUUUCAAGUUAAUGUUGCCAAAUCCCCGUUUUAUUUUCAGUCCUUCUUAUCUCAAGCUUAUCCUGCCUUUGCCUUUUCCUUUCAUUGUUCUCCUGUUUCAACUCCUCCAUGCAUAUAUUUUUCUUGUAAAGAACACAAAGGUCCUCUCGGAUCCUCGCUUCCAAGAUGACCAAGAAAAGAAGGAACAAUGGUCAUGCCAAAAAGGGCCGCGGCCAUGUGCAACCCAUUCGUUGCACCAACUGCGCCCGAUGCGUGCCCAAGGACAAGGCCAUUAAGAAGUUCGUCAUUCGAAACAUAGCAGAGGCCGCAGCUGUUAGGGACAUUUCCAAAGCGAGUGUCUUUAACGCCUAUGUGCUUCCCAAGCUAUAUGUGAAACUGCAUUACUGUGUGAGUUGUGCCAUUCACAGCAAGGUAGUCAGGAAUCAUUCGCGUGAAGCCCGGAAGGACCGAACACCCUCACCCCGAUUUAGACCUGCGGGUGCUUCCCUACAACCUCCACCAAAGCCCAUGUAAGGAGCCAAGUCCUUAAGACCAAAGAAAUAUUCUCUGGGGGAAAAAAAUAAAACGGAAAUUAUACU